Molecule: messenger RNA, 2870 nt
Organism: Sitophilus oryzae (rice weevil)
Lineage: Eukaryota; Metazoa; Arthropoda; Insecta; Coleoptera; Curculionidae
Exons: 7
Coding region: 130-1599 (489 amino acids)
Biological process (GO): sex differentiation; regulation of transcription by RNA polymerase II
Cellular component (GO): nucleus
Molecular function (GO): DNA-binding transcription factor activity, RNA polymerase II-specific; RNA polymerase II cis-regulatory region sequence-specific DNA binding
Source: RefSeq, a predicted model, not a curated record
CACUACCUCAAAAACGACGCAAGCCGCGCCGCUGUCCUCCUGCUGCAGAUCCACUGUUGUUGCACUUCCGCGCUUUUAGUGCUUUAGUUCUCGCGCCAAUAAUUACAACGUGUGCACCGGUUAACUCUAAUGUCUGCCGAUUCUCCUCCACGACUUUCGACCUUGGAUUCGAAGAUAAACCUCUCCGGGGGUGGCAGUACUUCCGGGAGUACUGUUCCGUCACCGUCCUCCUCAUCUUCGGCACCGCGCAGCCGUCCCAAAUGCGCCCGCUGUCAAAACCACUUCAAGAAGGUGCUCCUCAAGGGCCACAAGAGGUACUGCAUGUAUCGCAGCUGCAAGUGUCACAAGUGUAUCUUGACUUUGGAAAAACAAAAAGUGAUGGCAAGGCAAACGGCGAUGAGGAGGGCUCAGGUUUUAGAUGAGGAGAUGUUGAGGAAGGGAAACUUAGACCAGAGUACCAUCCCAAAGUCACCUAGUCCUCCUAUUCCGAAGGCCGAUAUGACUAAUUUUGACUGCGAUUCGUCAGUAUCGUCGCAGUUUUCGAAUAAUCCUUCACCUCACGGUACAACAUCGUACGUUGGCAGACGCAGGCAGUCACCAGUGAUUACAGUACCAGCGACCAGUACCUCAAUACCCACAGGGAUACCGGGUGAUAUACAGUCCUAUGAGUACAAGCCUCACCAAAACGCCGACCUGUUGGAGGACUGUCAAAAAUUACUGGACAAGUUCAACUACCCCUGGGAGAUGAUGCCUCUGAUGUACACUAUCCUGAGGGACGCGAAGGGGGACUUGGAGGAAGCUUCCCGAAGGAUAGACGAGGGUGACAGGGAUGGUAAAAAGACUGUUGAACUUUAUCUUUUGUGCGAAGAAAAUAAGGAUAAGUUCCAGCAUCAUGACCACAUGGUAUGGUUGAUUUGCGUUAUUUUCAAGGAGGCAGAAGGAACUUACCAGGACAUUCAAAAACAAAUCGAAUCAGCCCAAGAAUGUACCGAUCUGUCAGAUGGCUGUCAACGACUUCUGGAUAAGUUCAAUUACUUCAAAGACAUGAGGCCACUAAUCAACGUUAUUUUGAAGUAUUCCCGAGGAGACUGGAAGAAAGCUUCCCAAAGGAUAGAAGAAGGUCAGGUAGCUGGUCAGUCAGCAAGCAAUCUUCUUGGUUUGUGCGCAAAGAUUAAGGACAGGUUCCAACACCAUUUCCGGAUGGUACUUUUGGUGUAUGUUAUCUACAAAUACGCCAAAGAGGAUCAUGAAGAAGCACUAAAACAGAUCUGCACAGCACAUUUGGAAGUGGGGAAAGCCAUCAGGGAUAUUAGGUACUCGUACGAAUUGUCCUGCGCCAGGCUAUGCCCUCGGUUGUACACAUCUGCUGCUCCCAUCUACUCGCCUCUGCAUAUGUCAUCAUUUCCGAUGUACCAGCCCUACGUGCAGACCCCCGUCCUACUGGUGCCGCCCCUACCGUGCUCCACGUCUUCCCCUUCGCCCUCCAGCAACCCUCCUCAACAGCUAACGUACUACACACCAGAUGCUGAGGUUGUCCAAACUGUACCUAUACUAAACCAACCGAAUUACUACGUUAAAGAAAACAAAAUUGUGUUGUGAUCAAAUAAAUUUUAAGAAUAUUAAGUAUAUCUAUAUGUGUUAAUGAUGUAGCUCAUACAAAUCAAUCAACAUCCGUCUUGAGUGAUACUAUCUUCGUCCAAGGUCUCCAAACUAUGUUCCAUCACAUCCAAUGUUAUUGCUGUGACCGCCACGUUGCCAGACUUGUGAUUUUCUCUCGAUAGGUUUCUUGGAAACGAUGGAACAUACGUUUGAAAAUAUUGUUAAGUAAAAUUUAACGAAAAAUAUUGAAAUCCACCCGAAUUCUUGCGUCUCAAAGGAUCAAAUUAGUAGUAAAGAGAUGUUCUGUUCUUCUAUUUAAUAGAAAUAUACAUAUAUAUUUUCGUCUUGUAUAAAAUAACAUAUUUGUAGUUAAGAUUACACUAAGUUAGGUACCUAAUGUAGUAAAAGUAGUGUAUUAAAUGUUAAAAAUAGGUGUGAUGGCAAUUAGGUGAUUGAUAAAUGUUAUUUAAUUUAAAUUCGAUAUUUAGAACAAUGAUUCUUACUUAAUUUUUCGAAAAUAGUGAAGUGUUAUGGAUUCAUUUGAUUCCAAAUUACUUGUAUAAUAUAUUAUAUAGUAUAUUUUAUUUACUGUGUGAGCCAAUAUCGUCAAAAUGAGGGUUGCUUUUGUUAUACUUAUUAGAAUAACAUUUUAUUACGGGGAAGUGUUUUAUUUUACUUAAAGUCCAUAGCUCUGUCAAUCAUAAGUUUCUGACAUUGACAAUUUUUUUAAGUUCUUGGUAAAGCAUCAAAUAUUUUAUGAACCUUGUAUAAGAAUCAUUAUUUUAAAUAGAAUUAAUUACUAAGUAUAAUAUACAAUGUUUGUCUAUUUUUUUAAUUAGAGUUUAAAAUAGAUCCAUCACUCUGUGUUUUAUUCGAUUUGACACAGGCACAUUAUAACAUUAACCAAUGUGUUUAAAUUUUUCUUCAUAUGUGUCCUACCAAUGUAAUUUUAGAAAAUAUUUAAAUAAAAUAAAUAAAAUAUACAAAUUAAUGUUAGAAGACAUGUGAUUGAAGGUGUUAGAAAAAUGCUAGAUACUUUUAAGUACUUAUACUGGGUGCUACAAAUUCGGGGUACGAGCAAUGGUAUCUCGGAAACCGUAAUAGAUAAGAACUUGGUUAAACUUGGUUAAAAUUGCGCCUUGGGAUGUUUGCCAACAUGCCGUCAAAAAAGUUCGAUGUUCAUUUCCAUUCCCAAGCCAACUGGACGUCGUUUUUUUUGGAUCAUACGGUAGUUUCUGAGAUACAUAGGCCAACUUAUUUUUUUUUUUAAA